CCUUGCCUCCCGCGUUAAUCUCGACCACGGCCAUAUCCGUCGGUAUCUGACCCAUCUACUCGUAACACGUCGCCAAACCACGCGCCAAAUUCACCACUUUUCCACGCCAGUCGCUACGGUCUUUGAUCCAUCCACAUCUGCUGAACGCCCGACCGUUCAGCGAUGGAGGUGGCUUCGAGCAACGGCUAUCAUCGCAACUUCAACCAGACACCGCCCGUCCACUCUCGCAUAAAUCACUCGACCGGCGUGCCAUCGGUGAUGCAUAACCAGGCGCAUCAAAGCCACCAGAGCAAUUCCAGCUCCCACUUCUCCUCCUUCUCUCACCUUUCGCGAGCGUCCGACUCCACCCAAGGCACAUCGCAAUCGACCUUAUAUGGCGCUCCUCCUCUCCCGACCCCAACUUCCACUCCCUCCAACGGUGCCCCGCCGGAAGCACGCGACAAUGUCUUGAACAAAAGAGCCGAGAAAGAGACGUCACUUUACCAGAUAUGUCUGAACCUGCGCCAACGGUUGCAGCGCGUUCCAGGCUUCGAUGACAUUCUGGAGGAGGAAUUGCGGGAUGCUGAUGAAGAUACGGAUCCGGUGACUCUGCUGUGGCGAGUGUUUCGGAGGGGUUAUCCAUUGAUGGUUCUGUAUAAUGCACUACAGCCCAACUCACCAUUGGUGAUCGACGAAACGAAGAUGAUGAAUUGGCCGGAAAGAAAGAGGAGCCAGGCGGCGACGUUUAAGUUCUUGCAGGCUUGCGUGAAUGAACUCCGGUUUCCUCAGGAUCAGUGCUUCAUCAUCACGGAUUUAUAUUCCGAUGAUACCACCGGAUUCGUCAAGGUCACGAAAGUCGUCAACCGAGUCCUCGACUUGCUGGUUGAUUCCGGGGUCCUGAUGCCAGAAGAUAACCCUCAAGAGGAGAAUCCCGCCAUAGGCGGCAAAAAGACUCACAGACAGCACAUCAUCCAUGAAUUGGUCAACACCGAACGAACAUAUGUCAACCAUCUCGACCUCCUCCAACAAUUCAAAAAGAACGUGGAAGAGCGAGGAAUCGUGUCCGGAGAUGCGAUUCACGACAUCUUCCUCAACCUCAACGCCCUCCUCGACUUCCAAAGACGUUUCCUCAUUCGUGUUGAACAAACCAACUCUCAGCCAGAAGCGGAGCAGGACUGGGGUCGGCUUUUCGUCCUGUACAAGGACGCCUUCAAGGUCUACGAAACUUACAUCGCCAACCAGAAAAAAUGUGAAAAGACAGCCUUCCGUGAGUUCGAGAAGCUGAGAGAAACCGGUGGCGCCGCAGAAAUCCGUCAAAUGGUGGAAUCGCCCAGUAUUCUUUCAUCGUUCCUCCUGAAACCCUUCCAGCGGCUGUCCAAAUACCCGCUCCUACUGAAGGAGCUCAGAGAUAAGGGAGACUACGAUGAAGAGCGUACGGAUAACCUCAGGCAAGGCCUAGAAGCCGCUUUGCAAGUGCUACAGGCUACCAAUACAGCUGUCGACCGUGAGGAGCGCAAAGAAGCCGUCGAAGAACUCAGGGGCCGCGUUGAAGACUGGAAAGGGCAUCGUCUGGAGGGAUUCGGAGAGUUGCUCCUACAUGGCACCUUCACCGUUCUGAAAGGCGACAGUGUGAACACGAAAGAUCCCGAGCGAGAGUACAAGAUUUUUCUCUUUGAAUCUAUUCUACUUUGCUGCAAGGAAGAGAAGUUAAAUAAGCCGAGGAAGAAUUUCACGACCAAAGCUACUCCGGCCGGUAAAGACGGAAAGCCGAGACUGCAGCUCAAAGGACGUAUUUUUAUGCAGAAUGUUACAGAGACUGUGUCUGUCAGUAAGCCGGGGUCAUACACUUGCCAAAUCUUCUGGAAAGGAGAUCCAGGCAUCGAAAACUUUAUCGUCAAGUUCAACGCCGAGGAGGUCAUGAAAAGAUGGGCAUCCCAAGUCGAUCAGCAACGACGAGCAUGCCUCGACCUUGUGAGGACUAGCAAUAACGCGAAAAAUCCGAGCGCAUCGGCGACAGAGUUCACUUACCUCAAAGACAACAACAUCGACAUGCUCGAAAAUCCCUACAAAGAGGACGACGACGACGAUGACGACGUUGAGACCUUGGUUGAGACUUUCCCUGGACGGAGCGACUAUCAGAUUCAACGGAGCGACUCCGAAACUAGCCUUCGCUCAAGAUCAGCGACAGGAGACAGUGGUCCUCCAAUGUCCAGGGCUCUCCCCGUCCAUCCACCGCCACGAUUCCCGAUGCUUCCCAACAACCAACUACCGCCUCUGCAGCUGCGGACACAACACUUUCAGAACCCGAGCUAUCCAUCUCCUGGCGAAAGGGCAAUGGAUUCCUACUUUUCACCAACAGCAGAGUCACCCAUCUCCACAAGGACGAGUUCAUCAUCGGGCAUGUUCCCCCACUUCCGUCAGGGAUCGAUGCAGAACGGAUGGCAGCCGGAUGAUAACGCUCGCUAUACCGCCCCAGCGAUGGGACGGAGCACAUCACGAGAGCAAAUCGCGACGCAGCGAUCCACGCAGCGCCCGUCUCUUCCAGCAGGUCCGAACUCUACAUCUGCCCUGUUGACACAAAACCGACUGCGGUCCGCAAGCAGCCCUGACAUUGCCGCCAAUGGGAUGCCACAGCAUCGCCGUGCUGAUGGCGGUUCCCAUCCGCCUGUUCCAGAUGUCCCUGUUCCGCCAUUCCCGACUCACUAUGCCUACAACCAACCUCCCAUGAACCGGAGCCAGACCGCAUCCCCGGGCACGAUGAACGGCAUCCAUGUCCCAACCCGAGCAGCGACCCAAUCACCAACCGUGCAACGGGAUCGUCUCAUGCACCAACGAGUUCCCGAGCAAUAUCUUUCGGAUUACCCUAGUGCCCGUGCACCUCCUCUCCCUCGCAGCGUCACCUCCAUGGACCAGUCCCGCGGCCCACCCCCAGGCGCCUUCGACCCCCGCUCACACCCCGCUCCCGCUCCCCCCCCAACCUCCGCGCCGCGCGACGAACUCCCAUCGCCACCGACCCAGCUCAAAGUCAAGGUGCACUGCCCAUCUGCCGGGUCAUCGAUGACGUUGGUCGUUUCGACGAACAUCAGCUACCAAUCGCUGAAAGACCGGAUCGACGCGAAGCUGCAGCGGAGCACGAGCCUGAGCCUCAGUUCCGAGCAGCUGAAGCUGAAGUAUUUGGACGAGGAUGACUUCGUGAGCAUCCAGUCGGAUGAGGACGUGCAGAUGGCGUUUGAGACAUGGAGGGAGCAGCGCGGCGAGAUUACACUGGGCCAUAUGGGGGAGAUUGAGCUGUAUUGUCAGAAGUAGAGUGCUGUAUAGCCCGUGCGCAUUUGCGUCUUUCUUUUUUCAUUUCCUCCCCCCUUGUAUUUCCGUGGAGUUGCUUCUCCGCACUUCACGCUUCGAUUCGAUUCACUUCUCAUU
This is a messenger RNA of Eremomyces bilateralis CBS 781.70, 3399 nucleotides long. RefSeq lists its product as uncharacterized. Gene Ontology annotation, biological process: establishment of cell polarity; septin ring organization. The transcript has 5 exons. Gene Ontology annotation, cellular component: division septum; cytoplasm; mating projection tip. Gene Ontology annotation, molecular function: protein binding; guanyl-nucleotide exchange factor activity. Lineage: Eukaryota; Fungi; Ascomycota; Dothideomycetes; Eremomycetales; Eremomycetaceae. Bases 163 to 3285 code for a protein of 1040 amino acids. The record is from RefSeq and is a predicted model, not a curated record.